This is a messenger RNA of Linderina pennispora, 1017 nucleotides long. RefSeq lists its product as uncharacterized. Lineage: Eukaryota; Fungi; Kickxellomycota; Kickxellomycetes; Kickxellales; Kickxellaceae. The coding region runs from base 127 to 591 and encodes 154 amino acids. The transcript has a single exon. The record is from RefSeq and is a predicted model, not a curated record. Gene Ontology annotation, cellular component: mitochondrion.
ACCAUCGGGAUCCGAGCAGCGCAGCGCAUGCGGCCAGGGCCACUGCGGUGUACGUCACUGAUAUAGGAAUAUACGUGGUGCUAGGGCAAUUAAUGACGGCGCCAUGGUGCAAUGUAGGGUUGCGAUAUGUAUAUGCUAAUACAUAAUAUAUCAUAUGUAGACUACUCGGGAUCACCGCCACCAGCGCCAUCAUCGGCGCCUAGGGGCUGGCGCAAGUAUGCACAUAGGUUCCGCGACCGGCCGGUGAGCCAUCUGACGUCAUUUGCACUCUUGCAUGAGCUGACAGCGAUAGUGCCGCUGUUUGGCGUGUACUACACGCUCGACUUCUUCGAGGUGAAGGUGCCGUUUCCAGAGGACGUGAUGCGCCAAGGAAACAGAUACAUCAACAAGCUGCGGCAGUAUGUUGGGAUGGAGGCGCUGGACGAGGGGUCGCCUGUGCUGGUGAACCUGGCGACUAGCUACGCGGUGGUCAAGGCAGCGGCACCGCUGCGGAUUGCGGCAAGCCUGGCGAUGACACCGAUGUUUGCCAGGGCGUUUGUGGUGCCGAUUGCCCGGGUACUUGAGAAGCUAAGAGGCAAGCCAAGAAGUUAGAGCCUGCCAGCCGCGGAAAGUUUAAAUGGAAAAUGUCACUUUAAAAAUUCAGAAAGAGAGAGCAAGAGAAGGGUGUGGUGGUGAGUCAGUAUGUUGCUUAGAAGGUCUCCUCUUCGUCGAGGUGCGCAUCGGCCGCGGGAACGCUGCUCUGGGGCUCGUAGGUCUCGUCAUUGAGGUCGCCCUGGAGCUGCUCCUCCUCGCCAGCAUAGUUGUCGUCUGUGCUAUACAGGAUGCCCUGGAUAUGGCUGGCCAUCUCCCCAAUGUCCGAUCUAGGCUCGAACUCCAGCUGUUGCAAGUACACCUCGAUUUCGCGCAGCUUGGAGAAGUAAAAGUCCCGCUCCUUCUCCGCGGUCUCAAUCAGCACCUUGGCCUCAGACAGCUGGCGGUUCAGUUCCUGCACCUGGUGGGAAUUGGCGGCUGCUCCAG